Molecule: messenger RNA, 2477 nt
Organism: Ictalurus punctatus (channel catfish)
Lineage: Eukaryota; Metazoa; Chordata; Actinopteri; Siluriformes; Ictaluridae
Product: zinc finger and SCAN domain-containing protein 5B
Exons: 3
Coding region: 427-1788 (453 amino acids)
Biological process (GO): regulation of transcription by RNA polymerase II
Cellular component (GO): nucleus
Molecular function (GO): RNA polymerase II cis-regulatory region sequence-specific DNA binding; DNA-binding transcription factor activity, RNA polymerase II-specific; protein binding
Source: RefSeq, a predicted model, not a curated record
GAGACUUGCUGCUGCGUUGACUUGCUGCAGAUGAAAGCGCGCGCAGACGUCAGUGUGCAUCAGCUUUGUAUUUUUGUGUCGUUAGCGUUCUCAAUGGAUAUAAAAACUGACCCCAUAACCAAACCUUCCCAUGGCUUUUCUUUACUGAAAGAGCUGGACUUCCAGCGGAGAACAGGUACUUUCUGUGACUGUGUGAUACGUCUCCAUGUGCACCCUGACCAGCUCUUCUUGGCCCAUAAAUGUGUCCUCGCUGCUUUUAGUCCAGUUUUCGCCACUCUCCUUCCUCAGCAUGGUUCCUUCAUGGACCUAAAUUCCCCCAUGCUCACCCCAGAAACCCUGGCUUUCCUUCUGGAAUACAUGUACUCAGGUACAUUGCCCUCGAAGAACCUAGAAUAACCAGUGUUGUAUGCAGCUAUCCACCUGCAGAUGGAACAACUGCAGCAUGCACUGACCCGUAGGAGAAAAGAGAUAACAUACACUGUUCAGGACCAAGUCAACAGAAAGAGGGGAUUUACAGAGCAUGAGUCUCAAAAUAAGACUCUUAUAUCUUCAUCGGAUUCUUCAUAUGGCUCAGACCAGCCACCGCCAUCCACGCCAAGCUAUGAGGUUGUGCCAGUCAUACGCCACCUCAAGACAACGGGAAACAAGCUUCCAAUACAAAGCCACUGUCUUGAUAAAACCAUUAAUGUUGAACUUCUCUCAAAGGCCAGCAAACACUCUCAGAGUUCUCAAGAUAAUAAUUUAUUGCUUGAUUCAUUUUUUAAGUUGUCACAGUCAAAACAUAACAAGACAGAAAUGUCAGUGAAUGGAAUCCCAAGUGUGGUUGCUGAGAAAGUUGAAAAGUUCAAUAGCUCCUGCAAGAUUGUCCAGUUUCAAUCCAGUGUCUCUCAGACCAUCACAGCUCUCCACCCAAACACUGAUGAUAAAGAUCAGUGUGUGCAUAGUGCUUACACCAGCAGCAAGCAUUUGUCUCCAGAACCUGACUGUAGAGAAAGUGACAAUAUAGUUGUUUCAGAUGUGGACAGUGUCCGGUCAUUUAAUCCUUUUGAAGUAGAAAAACAUGGCCAUGUACCAGGAAUUCUCUCAGACACCUUUAGUGAUAAGAAGUCACAUAACACCACUGCCAACAACUCUGAGAGCAGAUCUCAUGCUUUUAGUCAAUUUAUGGCAGAAAGUUGUAAAAGGCAAGCCGAUAUAUAUUUAGAAAAUUCUAGCAGUACUGACACAAACGAUACAAUCUGUGAAAAAGGAACCUCAGAUCUUAAUAUGUGGCAUAAACUGGGCCAAUAUUAUGCUCCAACAUUGGAAAUGUUGACUGUAGAAAAAGUUGUCUUGGGUGAAGAAUCUCAAAAUACUAGUCACACUGAUUUCUGUGAAUUCUCCAAACUGAGGGAAGACUAUGUAAAUGCCUAUCAGGGACACUUAAGAUACCACUGCUUCCCAGAACCUAAUGAUUCAGACAGUGAGGAGACAUGCCCAGGGCCUAAUGCAGAUGUAAAAGACCACUCCAAAGGUCUGGAGACGAUCGAUGUGGCAGAGAUAUUGCUCUCAACCAGGGAACGACUAAAGUCUGGAUCUCACAAUCACUCAAAGACACGUCCGUUCCAGUGCUCAGUUCCAGAGUGUGAGAAGGCCUUCAACCAGCGCGGUUCCUUGAAUAGACACAUGCGUUCACACCUGGGCAUUCGUCCUUACUCCUGUCCCCUCUGCACCAUGACUUUUUCCAGACAGUACAGGGUCAAUGAGCACAUGCAUAUCCACCAGAGGAGCUGUGAUGACCCACCUUAAUCCUUAUGCCCUUAAGUCAAGGGUGUCAGACGUAUGGCGCGCGGGCCAAAACCCGCCCGCUAGGGUGUUCAAUCCGGCCCGCAGGAUGAAUUUUGAAAGUGAAAAAAUGCAUAAAAGUCACGAACUAGAAAUUUUUUAUAAAAUGCUAUUCCUAAAUUAUCCGCACUGUUUUUGUCAGAGUAGAAGACGCGGCACGACUCUGGGACUCAGACCGAACAGCAGAUGGCAGCAAUGCGCCUUCUGCUGUUUGUUAUUACGGUGUAGUCUACCCUAUUUUCUACUCGUCCCCACACCCUCAUUAGCCAAAAUGUGUUUGUCAAAAAGGAGAAAAGUGGAUACAGAGUGUAGAGUUUUCCGAGAAAAAUGGACCGCUUCCUAUUUAUUCACAGAGAUUAAUGGGUAAUAGUUAAAAAAUGUGCAAUUUAAUGUCAGUCAACAACUUCACUACAAAAGAGUUUGGUUUGGUGGGAUCCUAUUGUUCAUGCAAUGCCACAAAUUUUAAAGUGCAAUUUUUCAGUUCUGAAUACCUGUGAAGUUUUUUGCAUUUGUACAAACACUAUGACCAGUUGUAAUGCACACAUGUAAAUGAUAAUCAGAAGCAAAUUGCACAUGUUUGUCUUAAGAAAUAUGAAGUUGUUCAUGAUAUGUUUUGUAAAAGGAUAUUUCAUUAAAUAUGAAGAUUUUUCUAA